Molecule: messenger RNA, 1315 nt
Organism: Hemibagrus wyckioides
Lineage: Eukaryota; Metazoa; Chordata; Actinopteri; Siluriformes; Bagridae
Gene: pla2g12b
Product: phospholipase A2, group XIIB
Exons: 4
Coding region: 43-747 (234 amino acids)
Biological process (GO): triglyceride homeostasis; arachidonate secretion; lipid catabolic process
Cellular component (GO): extracellular region
Molecular function (GO): A2-type glycerophospholipase activity; calcium ion binding
Source: RefSeq, a predicted model, not a curated record
GGCUGUUACACUCUUUCACUCCACAGACACUUGUCCCACACCAUGUUCUCUCGCUGUGCCCUCGUUCUUCUGCUCUGCCUCUCCACGGGCCUGGCUGCCACACUCAUCCCUUCCAUUGCUGCCGAGAAGCUUCCUUCAUCUCCUGAUCAUGCAGCAGCUGAAGAGUUGAACAAAGUGCCAGAGGCUGAAGCAGCUAAAGCAGAAGCUCCUGCAGGGGGAAACCAGGCUAGCUCUACUCAGGACACAGAGGACAACUCUGAAUGGGGCUUGAGCUCCAUCAGAGGCAGCUUUCAAGCCGUCAAUGGGUAUUUUGACUCGCUGCUGGAGCUGAUGGGAGGCCGUGAUGGUGUGUGCCAGUACCGCUGUAGAUAUGGUAAAGCUCCACAAGCUCGUCCAGGCUACCAGAUGCCUGAACCCAAUGGCUGCACCUCCUCUUUGCUUGGUUUCCAGGUACCGGAUAGUAUCGACAUGGGCAUCCCAGCCAUGACCAAGUGCUGUAACCAGCUGGACAUGUGCUACGACACGUGCGGUUCCAACAAGUACCGCUGCGACACCAAGUUCCGCUGGUGCCUCCACAGCAUCUGCGGGGAUCUGAAGAAGAGUUUGGGCUUCGUGUCAAAGGUCGAAGCUUGCGAGGCAUUUGCAGACACCAUGUACAACACGGUAUGGACUCUGGGCUGCAGGCCGUUCAUGAACAGCCAGAGGGCAGCAUGUAUCUGUGAGGGAGAGGAGAAAGACGAGCUGUAAGAACUACCACUCCUCCUGCCAAGCACAAUGACUCACCAUUACCAAGUGCCGCCUUCAAACUCAAGCAGAAAGAGCUCAGCGGACUCCAAAGAGAGGCCAAUGGUGCGAAAGACUCAUGUGGAGCGAACAACAAUGAAAUGCUUGAAUCCCAGCGUUCUGUUCAUGCCUUUUUAAUAUUAUACACAUAGAAAUGUAGCUAUAGGUUUGUGUUUACAGGUAAACUCCUAUGGUUCUGUGGGAGGGGAGCAUUUCUAUAACAUUCCUAAUUUAUGGUGAAGUUUUUCUGAAUGAGAAGAAGAAUUUUUGUCCAAAAGUGGAAAGAUCAUUCAAACAACACAUUACGACUGGCUUCUUUCCAGUGUCAGUGUGCCCUUCAGACUAAAUUCAAUAUAUUUUCGUAAUUUAUUAAAGUGUAGCGCUGCUACUCAAAUGAAUCUUUUAGUCAUUUAUACAAUUCAGACUGGUUUUAUUUCACACAGACUAAGCACAUUGUAAGACACAUGACUUUUGCAUCUUCUAAACAUUCCUAAGUUAUUUUGAACUUUAUUCUGAAUAAAUUGGAAACUCA